AUGGAGGCCUCGCCACUACCCAGCCCGGCGACGGAGGACUCGAUCACCAUCCGGGCGAUGAAGGACAUCGCGUUCGGGAGCACGGCGGGGAUAUGCUCCAAGGUGUUCGAGCACCCGUUCGACCUCACCAAGGUCCGCCUCCAGGCGCAAGUGCUCGACGCGACGGCGCGCUUCAGUGGUCCGCUCGACUGCCUCGCCCAGACGUGGCGCAAGGAGGGCGUGCGCGGGCUCUACCGGGGCCUGCCCGCGCCGAUCGUGGGCGCGAUGGCGGAGAACGCGACGCUCUUCUGGACGUACACCGAGAUCCAGAACACGCUCCGGUGGUCGCUCGGGACCCCCGACCUCUCCCUGCGCCAGCUGGCGUGCGCAGGCGCGGGCGCGGGCGCGGUGACGAGCUUCGUCCUGACGCCGAUCGAGCUCGUGAAGUGCAAGAUGCAGGUGCAGAUGCUCAUCGCGCCGACCUCCUCCGCGCCGCUCCCCGGCCCCCUCGCCGUCCUCGCCGGCGUCGUGCGCGACACGGGCCUGCGCGGGCUCUGGCUCGGGCACACCGGCACCCUCCUCCGCGAGACCGGCGGCGGCGCGGCGUGGUUCGCGGCGAAGGAGGGCGUCGCGGGGGUGCUGCUCCGCCGGCGCGGGCUCGCGCCGACCGCGCGCGGCGAGCUGCGCGCGUGGGAGAGCGCGGCGGCGGGCGCGUGCGCCGGCGUCGCGUACAACGUCGCCCUCUUCCCCGCGGACACCGUCAAGAGCGCGAUGCAGACCGAGGCGGAGCUGCGCGGGCCGCGCGCGGGCGGCGGGCGCGCGACGUUCGCGGGUACCGCGCGGGACAUGUGGCGCAAGGGCGGGCUGAGGGGCUUGUACGCGGGCUGUGGGAUCACGGUCGCGCGCGCGGUGCCGAGCAGUGCGCUCAUCUUCAUCAUCUACGACGGGCUCAGCAAGCGGUUUAGCUGA
Epithele typhae is the source of this 948-nucleotide messenger RNA. RefSeq names its product mitochondrial carrier. Bases 1 to 948 code for a protein of 315 amino acids. The record is from RefSeq and is a predicted model, not a curated record. Gene Ontology annotation, molecular function: L-ornithine transmembrane transporter activity. Lineage: Eukaryota; Fungi; Basidiomycota; Agaricomycetes; Polyporales; Epitheliaceae. Gene Ontology annotation, biological process: mitochondrial L-ornithine transmembrane transport. The transcript is spliced from 3 exons.